Molecule: messenger RNA, 1434 nt
Organism: Trichoderma atroviride IMI 206040
Lineage: Eukaryota; Fungi; Ascomycota; Sordariomycetes; Hypocreales; Hypocreaceae
Biological process (GO): intracellular iron ion homeostasis
Cellular component (GO): cytosol; nucleus
Molecular function (GO): 2 iron, 2 sulfur cluster binding
Source: RefSeq, a predicted model, not a curated record
CGAUCACAGCGCCGAUUCUCGCCCUUAUACCCAAAUCACCGCCCAUACGCGAAAAUACAAAUCAUCCGCCGUCUUACAGUCGACAUUUCGACUGAUCAGCAAAAAUGUCGACGAUAACCGAGAUCGAGACCGACGCACAGUGGCAGCAGGUGCUCAGCUCUGCCCCUCCCUCAACGCUCCUCAUCGCCUCUUUCCACGCUCCCUGGGCGGCGCCAUGUGCUCAGAUGGCGACUGUUCUGUCGACACUUGCGUCCGAAUAUCCCGUUACCGAGCCUCCCAGUACGAAGUGGGUGUCCAUCAAUGCCGAAGAACUCAGUGAUAUCAGCGAGACCUACGACGUGACGGCAGUUCCCUUCCUGGUUCUGCUACGAAACGGUGAGGUUGUCGAGACCGUCAGUGGCAGCAGCGCCGUCAAGGUACGAACAGCCAUCGAGAAGCACGCAAAGAAGGACUCGGCCGCGGCAAAGGAUGCCGGCGCAACCAAUGGUGUUUCAAAGCCUGCAGAGGUCGCUGAGGUUGACCCGGCCAAGGCAAAGGAGGAGCUGUUCAAACGCCUCGGCGACCUGGUCAAGGCUGCUCCUGUCAUGCUCUUCAUGAAGGGCACUCCUAGCGCUCCUCAGUGUGGCUUCUCCCGACAGUUGGUUGGCAUCUUGCGCGACAACUCUGUUAAAUAUGGAUUUUUCAACAUCCUCGCCGACGACGACGUCAGACAGGGCCUCAAGGAAUAUGCCGAGUGGCCAACUUUCCCACAGCUGUGGAUCGAUGGCGAGCUUGUAGGCGGCUUGGAUAUUGUCAAGGAAGAACUCAGUAGCGAUACCGACUUUUUCAAGCCAUACAGCGUCGCUGUCGAAGCUACGUCAUAAAGGACAAAAAAAAAAAAAAAAAAAAAAAGGGUGCAGGCAACACCUUCUCGUCGAAUUUCUGUCUCUGGCACCUGGCGUACAAGCUUCUCGUCUGCGAUCAAUUUGGAGGAAAUCGAAGCCAACCGAUCACGGAAUAAUGACACAGCGAUAAUUACGACAAUCCGACUUCUGAAUUGCAGCAGGAUAUGUGCGAGGCCGUAUCAGAACGAGAGAGCAAGAGCAAAUUCAGCCUUUUGCAUGUUUGAAAGUCAUACAAGCGAGAUUGGGAUUCAGAAGUUAUUGUGGUUGCUGAGGGUUCUAUAAGCCGGAAUUAUAUGCGUGCGCGUCGAAGAGAAGGGGGGUAAUUUACCUGGGGUUGACUGCAUAUAUCGAGUUCGAUUAUUGCUGAGAAAAAAAGGGGGCAGAGGAGGAUACAAAAUUGCAAGGUAGCCUUGAAUAUCUAUGAAUAAAGUAAACAUAAAAAUACAAAUAGCAUCUGAACAAAGUGAAUGGCGGUUUUGAGGACUACCUGGUAGUGCGAGUGUCUGUCACAGGCCUUGUAUUGUGACCAUUUUGUUGAUAUUGGUACAAC